UCCACUGCACGAUAAAUACACGAACUGUCAAAACAAAUGUCAAACGAGUAGACAUCCGGCCAUCUUCCUUUCUUUUUUUUGUAUCUUACAAGAUGGCUCGAGGUCCAAAGAAACAUUUGAAGCGUUUAGCAGCCCCAAAGGCAUGGAUGUUGGACAAAUUGGGGGGUGUAUUUGCACCUCGUCCAUCAAGCGGCCCACAUAAACUAAGAGAAUCUUUGCCCUUGAUGAUUUUCUUGAGAAAUCGUCUAAAGUAUGCACUUAAUGGCGCUGAAGUGACAAAAAUUCUUAUGCAGCGUCUUAUCAAAGUUGACGGUAAAGUACGUACCGAUCCAACUUAUCCAGCCGGUUUCAUGGAUGUUAUUACUAUCGAAAAAACUGGUGAAUUCUUCCGUUUGGUAUAUGAUGUUAAAGGACGUUUUACCAUUCAUCGUAUCUCUAACGAAGAAUCAAAGUACAAAUUGUGCAAAGUAAGGAAGACACAAUUGGGAGCUAAAGGUGUUCCAUUCGUUGUUACACACGACGGUCGUACCAUCCGUUACCCCGAUCCUUUGAUCAAGGCCAACGAUACUGUUCAAGUUGAUAUUGCAAGUGGCAAAAUUACUGAUAUCAUCAAGUUUGAUUCCGGUAAUUUGUGCAUGAUUACUGGAGGUAGAAAUUUAGGUCGUGUCGGUUCAGUUGUGAACCGUGAAAGACAUCCAGGUUCUUUCGAUAUUGUACAUGUUAAAGAUUUGAAUGGACACGUUUUUGCCACCAGAUUGAGCAACGUUUUCAUAAUUGGCAAGGGUCACAAGCCCUACAUUUCUUUGCCAAAGGGCAAGGGUGUCAAAUUAAGUAUUGCCGAAGAACGUGACAGGCGUUUAGCAGCAAAAACCCACUAAAUGUUUUAUAUGAAAACAAUUAAAUUUUAAAGAAAUAAAAAUUAAAAAACUGUAAUAAUAA
Molecule: messenger RNA, 939 nt
Organism: Teleopsis dalmanni
Lineage: Eukaryota; Metazoa; Arthropoda; Insecta; Diptera; Diopsidae
Gene: RpS4
Product: 40S ribosomal protein S4
Exons: 5
Coding region: 93-878 (261 amino acids)
Biological process (GO): translation
Cellular component (GO): ribosome; cytosolic small ribosomal subunit
Molecular function (GO): RNA binding; structural constituent of ribosome
Source: RefSeq, a predicted model, not a curated record